AUGUGUGCCAAGCUGUUUGUAAAGAUAUAUAAAGCAGACGGCCUACUUAAAAGGGAUGAAUGCUUAUGGGCUCAAGUGAGGAGGAGAUUUUUAGAUCCAGAAGAAGUAGUCGAUCCAUAUGUUGAAGUCACUUUCAAUGGCUUAAAAGGUUCAACGUCUAAAAGGAAGAAAACAACAUCCCCGGCGUGGAAAGAACAAAUAGUGUUUAGCAUGGAUUUUCCUUUUCCUUUAGAUGACUUAAUUGUGCAUGUACGAGACGAUGAAAUUGUCGGUGACAGGGUCAUUGGUUCGAUGACUAUUCCUCUCGAUAAGAUAUCGAAUCCAAGAGAUAAUGGUUUCCUACCAACGUUUGGCCCGUGUUAUGUACAUCUGCACGAUUUGACUGCAAAGGAAGAUUUAGGCGCUCACUAUCGUGGCAGACUUCUCAUGGCUAUUAACUCAGAAAUAUUUUCUUAUAGAGAAUAUUCUGAACCAUCUGUAUCAGUGGAACUUACUGAUCCCCUGCCAGAAGGUAGUUUUGGCUACGAGUCUGAAUUUUUCCUGGCUGCUUGCAUUCAUGAAGCUACAAUGAUCAACAAAAAGGCUGUAAUUAACAAAGAUAUUCGAUUUACCCUCCAGUUAGGAAACUAUGGCAGGAACGUAUGUGAUGUAGGAGAAAUUGCUAGUCACUGCUGUGAUUCUCAAAAACCGAUGUCCAUCGACAAGAAAUACAUGUAUUUGCCAUUUGACGUUUGUAAGCCAUUCCUUUCUAUGGAAAUAACCUGGCCUGACAACAGCAGAAGAUUGUAUGCGUCCAACAUUCUUCUCAAGAUUGUGCAGCGAAUAACAGAAUUAACAGAAAAUGCAAAAGCUGAUCAAAGGAGUCUUGAUCUGAAUGAUUUGGCAGAAAUGACUAAAGAUUGUUUAAAAAUUUUGAAGGAGUACGAAGAGAUGUAUUCAGCUACUACAGAAUUGGAUAAAGAACGAUUUCGAACUUAUGAAAGUGAUAUUGUAGAAUCCUUCAAGUAUAUUUGUGGGACAUCUUCAAGUGAGGAGACACCGGAAGGGAUUAUGAAUGAGUUGGAUCUUUUAAAAGAAAAGCUUAAAUUAUUGGCAGAAAAUCCACAAGUGAUGUUUCCAGACAUUGUGUUAUGGAUGGAAUGCAAUUCGAAACGAAUUGGUUAUGUUACUGUACCUGCCAAUGAAAUUUUGUUUGCUGUCAGAGACCAUGAAAGAGGGCAAAGUUGUGGGAAAAGGCAGACUUUUUUCUUGUCCCCAAUCAGCAGGAAAAGAAAAACAGAGAUCUCCCUCAUGGCCAAAAUUGAGUGUUCUUUGUGGCUGGGGCCAUGCAGGCAUCAGAAUUAUUCCUUCGAAUUAUUAGCUAAAGGAAUGUCAAAGAUACAGGGUGGAGAUGGUGACCACGAUGAACCAGUAGUUCUUCAAUCAACAGAUGAAGAUCAAGAAAUGUAUGAGGUUAGAGCACAUCUAUAUCAGGCUCGAUCUCUUUCCUACUCUAAUUUAAGUCGUCGGAAUCCUGAUUGUUUUGCAAAGGUGUAUGUGAAAAACACUGCCCUCACAACACAGGUAUCAGAGAACACAUUAAGUCCCGUCUGGGAUGAAACACUGAUAUUUCCCGGACUUUUGCUGGAGAAAACGGUGUCUGAAGUAGCAAUUAUCGUCGAAAUAUUGGCAUUGGAAAAGCCAAGAUUUUUGGGAAGAAUGGUAACUACAUUACAUCUUUCUCAGCAUCCCAGACGUCUUCGGUGGCAUGAAGUUGAAUUGAUGGGUUCAGCAGAUGAUGCAAAUUUGCUUGCAUCCUUUGAAAUUUUUAAAAGCGAUCAAAGUGUGGUUGCUUUGGAAACGGGCAUAUUACCGAUACCUGACGAUAUAAGACCUCAUUUCUCCAAGUACAGAUUAGAAAUUCUGUUUUGGGGAUUGAGGAAAAUGAAACGUGUCCACCUAUUGGAAAUAACCCGACCCUGCAUCGAAGUUGAAUGCAAGGAUCACUUCAUCAGAUCGGAUGCCAUUUUCGACUACAAGAAACAUUCCAAUUUCAGCCGCAUGGUGCAGUACUUAGAUAUUGAUUUGGCUGACCAGGAAGAUUAUUUUCCGCCUCUAACUAUCAAAUUGCUGUCUUCAAGUGGUUUCGGUCGAAUAGAUAUCGUUGCCACUCAUGUCGUAGCAUCUCUUCAAACAUACUCAUUCAGAGGACAAAUUCAUUCCUCAUCGCAUGAAGUUGUGCAGAUAGAACUAGAUGAAAAUCCAGAUUCCUAUUACAUUCAAAAAAUAACUUUUCCUUGGACUCUUAAUAAUGUAGUGAAGAAUACGGAAAAUGAAGAGGAAGAAGAGGAAAAUAUUGAUUGGUGGGCCAGAUUUUACAUUUCAAUGAACUUGUGCUUCUUGUCUGAAGAAACGCAGUCAUUUGAUCGAAAAUCAGGAGAGGGAAUAACCAAAAAACCAUUGGAAUUAAACAAAGCUUCUAGACUAUCAUCUUUCAGUCAGCAUGUUUUCAGAGUUGCAGCGUUAGAUAAUGGAUUUCAAAAACCAAUUUUAAAUUCUCAAAAUGCAAGAGCAUUCACUGUGUAUGAUUGUGAAUUGGAAAACGUGGCUGAAUUCGGUGGACUCAAACAGUGGCUGCAUUCAUUUGAUUUGAAGAGAGGGAAACGGUUUUCUCGUUUGAAGGACAACAUUAUUGCUAUAUUCAAAGUGAGAAUUUCUUUAAUAUAUAGCUGA
This is a messenger RNA of Parasteatoda tepidariorum (common house spider), 2712 nucleotides long. The record is from RefSeq and is a predicted model, not a curated record. NCBI's taxonomy places the organism in Eukaryota, Metazoa, Arthropoda, Arachnida, Araneae, Theridiidae.